AUGCUUAUUUUUUGUCGUCUAAUAAAUGAAUAUACUCGUGCAAAUUUAUCUGGUAUUAGCGGAUCUUCUGAUUUUGGAGGACAAUUUUCAUCGCAAUCAUAUGAAUCAUCAGCAGCUUAUGAAGGAUCAGCCGGAGGUUACGGUGGAGCCAGUUACGGCUUUUUCUUGUUGAUUAUCAUAACUGUCUUUUAUGAAGAAGCCAUUGGUAGCAUCGGUGGAUUUGAUCCCAUUCAAGCUGCUUUCAACAGAGCUGAUGCCAACAGAGAUGGUACUAUAGAUCAAAAUGAAUUUCGUCAAUUCUUCCAAGGUGGUUUAUAA
Molecule: messenger RNA, 318 nt
Organism: Didymodactylos carnosus
Lineage: Eukaryota; Metazoa; Rotifera; Eurotatoria; Philodinida; Philodinidae
Source: the annotation of a GenBank genome assembly